AAAUCCCUCGUUCCUACAUGCUCCCAGUCCACACGUCUUUCUCCUCCCCUUUCCUUCCUCUUUCAAACAUCACAACCCACACCUUCUCCAUAUAAAUAUAUACCCUUCCCUCUUCCCUUCCUCAUUCAAAUUCCACAACACAACAUAAGUACACAACACAAAACAAAACAAAAUCAUAGUAUAUCAUUCUCAAUCCAAGAAACAUGGUUGAUUUACAUUGCAAAUCAAAGGUGCUAUCUCCCAACAUGUCUUCCAAAACCCCCAAAAUCUCUCUCACCUCCAACAACUCCACCUCCCUCCCAUCCUUAAACCUACCCUUCCUCACCAACAGCGAAAUCUCCGCCGCCGCGCCACCUCUCUGCGCCGCCUACGACCACUACCUCCGCCUCCCGGAGCUCCGAACCCUCUGGAACGCACGUGACUUCCCUAACUGGACCAACGAGCCAAUCCUAAAACCCGCCCUACAAGCCCUCGAGAUCACGUUCGGCCUCUUCUCCACAGUUCUCUCCGACCCCAGACCGUACGCGAACCGCAGGGAAUGGAACCGUAGAGUAGAGUCCCUCGCCACGCGUCAGAUCGAGAUCAUCUCGAUCAUCUGCGAAGACGAGGAGGAGAAUCCAGAUACACGCGGCACCGCGCCAACCGCUGAUCUCACCACCAGCGAGACGAGUACCAGAAGCUACAGUGAAACCAGCCUCCUCCCUCGUCUCGCCACGUGGUACAGAUCCAAGGACGCGGCGCAGAGGAUCCUUCUCUCCGUGGAGUGCCAGAUGAGGCGGUGUCCCUACACGCUAGGUUUGGGAGAACCGAACCUGGCCGCGAAACCGAGCCUGAUGUACGACGCCGUUUGCAGACCGAACGAGGUUCACGAACUGAAAACGACGCCGUAUGAUGACCGAGUUGAGAAUCAGGAGAAUCUUACCUUACACGCGACGCACCAGAUCGUGGAGUCGUGGAUCCACGCGCUGCGGAAGGUUCUGGAGAGAGUAGCGGCGGCGAUCGAGGGGAGAAGGUUUGACAAGGCGGCGGAGGAUUGCUAUACGGUGGAGCGGAUCUGGAAGCUUAUCGCGGAGGUGGAGGAUGUUCAUUUGAUGAUGGAUCCUGGCGAUUUUCUGAGGUUGAAGAAUCAGUUGUCGGUUGGAGGCGAAACGGCGUCGUUUUGCUUCAGGUCGAGGGAUCUGGUGGAGGUGACGAAGGUUUGCAGGGAUUUGAGGCAUAGUGUGCCGGAGAUACUCGGCGUUGAGGUGGAUCCGAAGGGCGGGCCGAGGAUUCAGGAGGCGGCGAUGAGGCUGUAUGUGGCGGAGAAGGUGAGUGGGGCGGAGAAGCUUCAUGUGUUGCAGGCGAUGCAGGCGAUUGAGGCGGCGAUGAAGAGAUUCUUUUUCGCGUAUAAGCAGGUGCUUGCGGUGGUUAUGGGGAGCUCGGAGGCGAAUGGGAACCGAGUUGGGGUGAGUCGUGAUGGGGGUGACUCGUUGACUCACUUGUUCCUUGAGCCCACGUAUUUUCCUAGCUUGGAUGCCGCCAAGACUUUUGUUGGAUACUUUUGGGAUAAUGGUAACAAAUGGGUGUGAAGAAGUAUGAUGAUACAUGAACACAACACACAAACAAAGACAUGGUGUAGAGAUUGAUAGUGAUACAAUUAAAAAAAAUGUGAUCAAGAAAUUCUUUCUUUUUAACUAUAAUUGAAGUGGACUAAAUUUUGUCAUGAGUUGUUCUUGUAUGAGUCGAUGAUCAUUGUAAAAUAUUUUAACAAUUUUUUA
Molecule: messenger RNA, 1757 nt
Organism: Lotus japonicus
Lineage: Eukaryota; Viridiplantae; Streptophyta; Magnoliopsida; Fabales; Fabaceae
Product: nematode resistance protein-like HSPRO2
Exons: 1
Coding region: 204-1568 (454 amino acids)
Biological process (GO): defense response
Molecular function (GO): metal ion binding; heme binding
Source: RefSeq, a predicted model, not a curated record